This is a messenger RNA of Phyllotreta striolata, 2673 nucleotides long. The record is from the annotation of a GenBank genome assembly. NCBI's taxonomy places the organism in Eukaryota, Metazoa, Arthropoda, Insecta, Coleoptera, Chrysomelidae.
AUGUAUCGAAUAUUACUCUUCUUCAUCCUGUUCGCUCUGUCUUCGGGCGACGAACGGGGCCCCAGGGUGAAGAGAAUCGUAGGAGGCGAGCCCGCGAUGGAGCCGCCCCUGGACGACCCCACGAUCUUCACCAAUUUCGCCGGAAAAGCCGCCAAAAUCCAGGGCGUCCGCGACUUUCCCCACUACGUUUUCAAAGGGAUCAAAUACGCUUACCCGCCUACAGGAAAAAAUCGAUUCAACAGACCUCGCGAAAGGCUGGUUAAAGGUCUAGUAAACGCCACUGCAUUCGCCCCCCCUUGCAUUCAACUCCGCCCCGGCACCGGACAGAUCAUAGGAAGCGAAGACUGCUUAGCCCUUAACGUUUUCACCCCCGAGCUACCCACGGGAACCGAAGGCCUCCCGGUAGUCGUGUGGAUCCACGGCGGAGGCUUCAGAUACGGCUCGGCCUCCCAAUACGGGGUUCGCCAUUUGGUGGGUAAGAGACUCGUAGUGGUGACGAUUCAAUACCGAUUGGGCUCCUUGGGGUUCCUGAGUUCGGGAACCAAACACCUUCCAGGUAACGUGGCUUUGUGGGAUAUGGCUCUGGCGGUGCAAUGGAUCAGGAAUUACAUCGGAUUUUUCGGCGGAAAUCCCUACAAAAUCGUUGUGAUGGGUCAUGGUACUGGCGCCAGUAGCGUGCUUAUGGUUGCCCUUUCGAAAAUAGCUAAAGGUAUAACCGGGGUAGUUGCAAUGUCUGGAACCGCUGUAUCAAACUGGGCUACUGAUAACACUCCUCAACACACAGCAAAAGACGUGGCAGACGAAAAUGGGUGCCCCACAGUCGAUCCGCUUACGAUGGUGAAAUGUUUGCAAUCCUUACCACCAGAAUCCAUUAUUAAGGGUGAUUCUAAGGUGGAAUUCUCGAGGCUGCGGGGUAACGGAUUCAUGGGGGGUUUGGGAGGUGGAUUGGGCUCGGCGCCCGUUACGGAAGGGAGAAACGACGGUAGGUCCUUGCCAGGACUCGUCCAAGAGGACGCCUUGGACGAGAUGGAUAAAGGAGACAAUCCCAAAGUGCCACUGUUGACUGGAAUAUGCAAGGACGAGACCAGAAGGGCGGUCAAAGGUCAAAUUAGAGAAAAAGUGAUAGAGAAGAUACAAAAAGUUCCUGAUUUCCUGCAAAACGAUUUAGUGGGUAAAUUGAAGCAGGCCAUUCCGGUGAAAUGGGAGGCGGAUUUGAAAAAGUUCAAAGAGGACUUCAAGAAAGGCGUAGCCAAUCUGGAGAACACCUUCAGCAGACUGAUACCCCCGAAUUUCAAAAACUACGUGGAAGUGCAGAAGAACAACAUCAAAGCGGCCCUGAACAAAGUCUCCGAUAUUACCAACGACGCACUUUUCAACGUCCCCGCGUUCCUAACGGUCGACAAAUGGGCCACCAACGGCGCCCCCACGUUCCUCUACAGCUUCGAGCACGCCGGAAAGAACCAGAAAGGCUUCACCUUCUUGAACGGCUCCCCUCUAGUGGGAAACGGCACUCACCACGAAGACGACGCCAACGACACAGUAGGCCACGGCGACGACCUGGCGUACAUCUUCGACGCCUACGACCUGGACGGCGCUCCUUUGCACGCGCACGAGCUCGCCGAAGACGACCUCCGGGUGCGCGAGAUCUUCACGCAGAUGAUCGCGGACUUCGCGCGCUUCGGCGCCCCCAAGAUCAACGACAAGCCGGUGCUGCCGUUCUCGCCCAAGCUGAACAACUUCAUCCAGGUGAGGCCGAAGCCGGCGCUGGCCAACAACUUCAAGUUCUGCGAGAUGGCGCUGUGGCUGAACAUCGCCGAGCGGUUGAAGACCAGCACGUGCGAGUUCCUCGAGGCGCUGGACGCGUCGUUCAAGAACAUGCAGAAGUUCGUGCGGGGGCUGGUCGAGCGGAAGAACCUGAAGCCGGAGGCGCUGUUCGAGCAGAUCAACAAGAUCAAGGAGAUGCAGAAGAACGGUAUUAACAUCUUCGAUCAGAAGCACCUGGGGGAUUUCUCGCCGGAGAACGUGUUUAAGCGCGUCGACGAGUGGAAGUUGAAGGUUGAUAAUGAUAUUAAGAACAAAACCGAGCAUUUGUUCGAUGCGUUCAAGAACGGUAAUAACCAGCAGGGGUUGGAUAUUUGGGGGAAGAAGGACAAGGGAAACGAGACCUCCAAGCCGUCCAUAUUCGAUUAUUUUAAUAAGAAGAACGAUGGAAAUCAAGCUUCGAAGCCUACUUUGGUGGAUAUUCUCAAACAAAAUUCCAAUGACAAGAAAUCCACCGACUUACUUGGAUUGCCUCUAAAUGGUGUGCCCAAUAAAGCGAACAAUGAGCAAAAUAACUCUAAUUCUAAACCAGAUUUAUUCCAUUUAUUGACUAAUAAACAAAAUAAUGUUAUAGGAAAUAACGCUCUUGAAGAAACUCCAAAACAAAUAAACCUAGGUGGAAACACGUCGAAUAAAAAUAUCUUCCUGGGAGGCAACCAACUAAAUAAUCCACCCAAAACGAAUUUAAUGGAUUUAUUCAAGCAUAAUGUGAAUGUAAAUGUAAAUAAUUCUAUUAAAGAAGAAACAUCAAGCGCAAAACCAGACAUAACAGUAUCCCCUGAUAACGAAGCCUCUAACGUAAUGAAACCCAAGGAAAAGCCAAUUUGGGACGUACUGGCAGGUUUGAAAUAA